AUGACUGGUUCAAGGAGGAUGUAUGUAUACUGGUAGGGAGGAGUUUUAUCGGCUGCGGCUACAACGUAGUAGCCGCAGCCGACUACUACUACUAACUACUAGUACUAGUACUCACUUGUGAUCAAACUGCAAACUCGAUUGAACCCACAGCUCGGUCUUGUCGAUGAGGUCCUGCAUGGAGCAUUGAUCGUGGCAUUGAAACCCCAACUUGAUGACCACCGCGGCAAUCUCGUCCACGGCCACUUUGCGAUCGAGCUCAAAGCUCUGGUCGACCACCCAGUCCAGCAAUGUUUCUUCAAACUCGGCUUGGUCCUCGAUGUCGUUGGGCACGUUCGCCGGGAUGUCCCGAGGACACGACAAGUGCACAGACGCAUGCAGCAUGCGCUUCUUGAGCUCGCGGAACUUCUUUGUCUUCAACGCAUGUGCUUCGUCCACCCGUCGGAGCUGUUCCUUGAGGUCCAUCAGUUGCUUCUCCAACGCCGUCGUCUCCGCGUCCAUGCGACAAAUGUCCUCCAUUCGACUCAACUCUGAAAUGCGCUCCGAAUCUGCCAGGCUAGCCAUGAGGUAGUACAAACGCUCCACAUGCGGAGGAACGGUGUUCGACGUGGGCCGUCGCCGCCGCUUUCCCGUCAUCAUCAAAAUAUUGCCACUCACUACCAUCCGAAGCAUCCGGAUAUAAUAAUACGGAUAACGACUUGGCAUGAUAGCAAUGAUAGGCCGCCAGCUGGGCGAUGUAACGUCCAAAGAACAAUUCGAUUUUCG
Aphanomyces astaci is the source of this 762-nucleotide messenger RNA. RefSeq lists its product as hypothetical. The record is from RefSeq and is a predicted model, not a curated record. The coding region runs from base 212 to 568 and encodes 118 amino acids. The transcript has a single exon. NCBI's taxonomy places the organism in Eukaryota, Oomycota, Saprolegniomycetes, Saprolegniales, Verrucalvaceae.